Messenger RNA from Aspergillus glaucus CBS 516.65, 1030 nucleotides. RefSeq lists its product as uncharacterized. The coding region runs from base 117 to 782 and encodes 221 amino acids. Lineage: Eukaryota; Fungi; Ascomycota; Eurotiomycetes; Eurotiales; Aspergillaceae. The record is from RefSeq and is a predicted model, not a curated record. The transcript has a single exon.
UCUGAGUUUAAAAAUACAUUCCUUGUGUCUUGACUGAAUCAGCCGACGCACCCUUGUCUCUGGUCCCAAAGAAUCAACAACUUAUUUAGCAGCCACACCACCCACAUCGAGCAAAGAUGGCUCCCAAACCAGUCCUCAAACCUCUCAUCACUCCAAAGACCAUGUUGUUUCCUUCAGAACUUUACGAUUCACCCGUGGCCAUGGCCCAGCCCAGCCCUAUCAAAACAGAAGAUAGUGACUGCCAGACGGCAACAGCCAUCACCCCUCCACCGGCAUACACAGAGUUUCUCAAUGCUCUCACGCCAACAUUCAGCCCCCCGAGCUCAGCAUUCCCAAAAUCACCCAUGGAAAAGUCUCGCCUAUCAUCAUCCACACCAUCUCUCCCAUCCACCACGCUUCCAAGCUACUCAAAAACAACCUCAUCAAUGGCACUACCCUCUCCCGCAUCAGCAUCAGCCAGACCCCAUUCCACCCGCCAGCACCGACGACCACUGUCCUCUCUAUCACCCUCAUCAGCAUACUACCCAUACUACGCCUACUCCCCCUCCGCAGACCACCACUACUCGCCCUACUCCGCGCGGUCUCCCUACACCAUGACAGCAGCAGCAGACUGGAAGCUGCGAGCCGUAGAAUCACCCCGCAGCGCUGGUGCUGGCGCGAAACCGUCGUCGCGUAGUGUGCGACAUGUUAUUACGAGGACGGUUACGUAUCGGCAGACGCCGACGCCGGCGUUGCAUCCGGCGCCGAGGGGGAAGAGGAGGAGGGGUGAGAGGAGGGAGUAGAUGGUUUUAUUUUCAUUUCUGGGGUGUGAUGAUAAUGGAGUGAUAUGGUUUGUUUUAAGGAUGGUGCAUAUUUUCGCUCCAUGGGGUGCUUUCUUUUACUGUGUACUGGCAUUUAUCGGCGUUAUGGACUUUCUCGUUUUCAGCUUGGUUUUGUUCUACUUGUUCUGGAGAAAGCGGACAGGCAUAGAUUGCGACUCUGAUGGACAUAUUUCAUUUGUUUAUGACUACCAAUGAGACCACUCAAUUCC